UCUUGGAUUGUUUUGUAUCAAUUUCUCUCAGCCGGUCGCACUUUUGCUGCCCUCAGGACGGGCUGAGGAGAAGGCGGCAGGCGGGCCAAAAGAAGCCUCCCCUUGGAUGGGGCUGAGGGAGCAACCCGAGUUGGUUGUAAUCACACCCCCAAAGAGGAGAGUCCUUAAAUAGGGGAGGAGAGAUGGUGACAGCGCUGUGGGCGCUGCUCCAGACACGCCGGGACCAACUGCUGGGAGCUCCGGCAAUCGCAGCCUCCGUCCUCAACGGCGGGCUGCACCGUUCUCCCCUCCCCGCCUUUUUGCACCCCCCCCACGCCCCACCGUCGGCCACCUGCGCCCGUCCCGCCAAGAGGCGCGCGCCAUGGACCCCCCGCGGGCCGCGCCGCUCGCGCAUAUUUUCAAGGGGACCUUCGUCCACUCCACCUGCACCUCGCCGAUGGUCAUCCUGCAAAGCCACCUGUUGGGUGUAGAGGAGAGCGGGAAGAUCGCAUUUUUUGAACCAGCUGAUGGACAAGACAAACUAGUGAAGAAGUGGGGAUUUAAAGCAACUGAUAUACAAGAACUCAGUAAUAAUGAAUUCUUCAUGCCAGGUUUGGUUGAUGCACAUAUCCAUGCCCCACAGUAUUCCUUUACAGGGAUCCGAGGAAAUCUGACUCUUUUGAAAUGGUUGGAAAAAACCACUUAUCCAGUAGAGGCUGAAUUCAAAAAAAUUGAUUUUGCUGAAGAAGUAUACACUAGAGCUGUGAGACGAACACUCAAGAAUGGUACAACUACAGCUUGCUAUUUUGCCACAAUUCACACAGAUGCUGCUUUGCUUCUGGCUGACAUUAUAGAUAAAUUUGGCCAGAGGGCAUUUGUGGGUAAAGUUUGCAUGGAUAUCAAUGAAAGCUUCCCAGAAUACAAGGAAGCCACCAAAGAAUCAAUUGAGGAAACUGAAAGAUUUGUUCAAGGAAUCCUGGGGAAAAAAUAUCCAAGAAUACUUCCUAUAAUAACACCCCGUUUUGGACUAUCUUGUACAGAGGAAUUACUUAGUAGCCUUGGUAACCUGGCAGAGACUCAUGAUAUUCAUAUACAGAGCCACAUAAGUGAGUCUAAAGGGGAGCUCAGACUUAUAGAAAGCACGUUUCCACACUAUCAACAUUAUACAGAGCUAUAUGAUAAAAACAAGCUGCUUACAAACAAGACUAUAAUGGCUCAUGGCUGCUAUCUUUCUGAUGAAGAACUGGACAUAUUUAAACGUAGAGGAGCCGCCAUUAUACAUUGUCCUAAUUCAAAUAUAUCAUUAAAGAGUGGCCUUUUAAACACAAGGAAGAUUCUGAACCACAAUGUAAAACUUGGAUUAGGCACAGAUGUUGCUGGUGGCUAUUCUGUUUCCAUGCUUGAUGCUAUCAGAAAUACGAUUGUGGUAUCUGAAGUCCUUCAUCUUAAUAGUGAAACAGAUGAAAAAGGCUUAACUCUGAAGGAGGCAUUCCGACUAGCAACUCUUGCAGGAAGUCAAGCUUUGGGAUUAGAUCGUAUAAUUGGAAACUUUGAAGUUGGCAAGGAAUUUGAUGCACUACUUAUCAACGCCAAAGCUUCAGAUAGUCCUUUUGAUCUAUUUGCUUCUGACCAUAUUGAGGAUAUAAUUGAAAAAUUCCUGUAUCUUGGUGAUGACAGAAAUAUCGAGGGGGUGUACGUGGCUGGCAAACUGGUGGUUCCAUUUUCAAGCUCUGUGUAAAUUGGAUUCCCAUUCUGAAAAAUGCUCAACUAGUUAUCGUUUGGUUUGGAAGAACUGGGUAGAAAUGCAGUGCCUUGUUGUUAUGCUGAUUUUAUUUAGUAUGUUUCUGAUAUGCAGAAGAAAGAUUGUCAACUUGGCAGUGACAAAAAAAAAAAAAUAUGCCAAAAAAUCUAUCUCGUUUGAGCAGGACAGGAAGCAGCCCGAAUUUUUAAAACAAAGUGAACUUGCAAUUGGAAUAAAUCUUUCCACCUACACCUUAAUAAAAAUAUCCAGAGAUGGGUGCAGAAUGUAUUUCCUCUCUUCAAAUAUGAAAACCGAAAUCCUAAAAAUGCAUCUGAUGAGAAUUUAGGGAUCUUAUUUGUGAAUAUAUUACAAUUACUCUCAUUGACUUAGAAACAAAACACACUGUUUUGGGUGGUGUCCAUUUUCUAUAACUUUCCUCCUUAAAUAGACUUCAUGUGAUCUUGGCAGGGUUUCCCAAUCAGGAAUUGAAAAAUCUGUUUCCUUUUCUCUCUACUGGGGAGUGACAUGUCUCCUGAAACUUUUACCUUUAUAUUUGUCCAUCUAGAGCCGCGAUGGCGAACCUAUAGCAUGCGUGCCAAGGUGGCAUGUAGUGCCCUCUCUGUGGGCACGCAAGCUGCCAUCCCAGUUCAGCUCCACCGUGCAUGUGCACCGUCUCCUGCCAGCCAGCUGGUCUUCGGGUCUCUGCCAUGUAUGCAUGGGAGGCAGGGUGUGUGCAGGGACACCAGCGCAUGCAUGGGGGGGCAGGUGCAUGCUCUGGGGCCACGUGCAUUGCAUUUUGGGGGUUCGGGCACGUGCAUGUGCAUUCACACACGCACACACUUUGGGCACUCAGUCCAGAAAAGGUUCGCCAUCACUGAUCUAGAGUGCAGAUUGCUUAACAGCAAAUAUGGCAUGAUGAAUGAGGAUAUAAAAAGAAGAGAGUCAGAUCCCAUGUUCACAGUUUAUGUCAUCCAGGAUGGCUUUGUUCACACAUAAUGCAAAGCUGUAAUGUGGUUAAUUUAAAUUUGGAUUAAUAUGAUGGAUUCAUUAUGGAUGCAUUUCAAGUGAGAAAAAGGCCCUUUUUAGUAUGAGGAUAAGGCUGUAGCCUUGAUACUUUACUGAUAUGGGUCAAUUGGGUGCAAUCUAAUUGGAAGUGUUUGUUCAAAUUGUAAAUUCAUUCUUACCCUACAGUUCAAAGCAAUCUUGACAAUCAAAUCAAUAUGGAAAAGGGGGCUUUUGCUUUAGAAUAUGAUCUCUGAGUUUAAUAUUUGUAUAACUGCUCUAUUUUCUCUGAUAAAGUAUAUAAAGUACAUGGGAUAAAUACUCAGAAAAUACAAACAAUAAAACUAUUUUUUUUUAAUCUUGCAACCCAGAGAUGGCAGGUAUAAGUACGAUAGGUUUGCACAAAACACCUUUGGAGGAAUGUGUGCCUUUUAGGAUCAUUAUUGGUUUUUUAGUUUUGGGGAGGAUAAUUUUAGAAUUCUAUUAUGCAGCGGUUGCCUCUGAGAGAUUCUCAGUAGGAAAUAAACUUUUGUUGAUAAUUGUAUAAAUAAAAUAGAACACUUUUUAAAGGGAUUUGUCUCUAAACGUUUGGAAAGCCUGUUGAAAACUGUCAACCAUCUCCCAGCACACACAACGCCUUCUUCAUCCGCCUUUGUUCCCUCCCAGCAUGAAGUUUAGCUGAAAAGGUUGGGCAGCCAGAAAAAGAGCCUUGGAAAUUUACUUGGGGGAAAAGAGAAGCCUAAAUGUCUGUUUUGUGAAAAAGAAGCAUUUUGAAUUUGUGAAAAAGAAGCAUUUCCGUCUUACUGUACCAUUUAUUAACCUUCUGUUUGAAGAUAUUAAUGAGAGCGAAUAUAAUUUGUGCUUUGUGGAGUUAGUUGAAUGAUUUUGGUGUGGCAGUUGGAUUUCAGCCAUAUAAAAUGUUGACUUAGCUUUAAUAUGCACGCUUUACAAUAUUUGCAAAACAGAAGGCUAGGGGAACUCAGGAAAGGAACUGCACUUUAUUCACUUAUCUAUUUUAUUUUACUUUUUCAAAUAUAGUAAGUCUGUACAUUUUUUUUUUUUGCACAAGAAAGGAAGAAAAAAUGGUCCAACCUCUGCAUUUAUGCCAAAAAAUAAACUUUUAUUCCUGCUGAUAAAAAUAAUAAGUCAAAUAUGCAUUGGAAGUCAAGGAAGGAGAACUAUAAUAUUUCACAAAACUAUAUUUGUUGCACUAAGAAGUUUUAUAGUUUUAUAGACAAAGUUUAUGAGUAUCAGUAUGUUAGUGAACUCAGCUGGCCAUGAAAUAUGAUGAUUAAACCAUGGCUUAACAUGAUCUGUUCACCUAUUACAGGCCUCAUUCAUAAGAUAUGCUAAAAAUUGUCUUUAUAUUAUUUUAAUAUAUACUAUAGACUAUAUAAUAUAUACUGUAUUAAUAAGAGUAUAUUAUUUGAUUAUAUUAAACUAAAAUAUAUACAUAUGUGUUGACAAAGUCAUAUAAAAUUGAAAUGAAGGAAUAAAGAAAAGAGGAAAAAGCUUGGGAAAUUAAACAAUAAACAAAGUAUUUAAGACAGAACAAAACUUUCAAGUCCUCUUAUAUAUAAAUUCAUUUUUUCCAACAAACCAAAUAAAUGAUAGAUUAGCAUCACCUACAAGCCCAAUUGCCCAGUUAGAUGGACUUUGCUCUUGAUGUGAAAACAAUUAUGAUGUGUUUGGAAUAGGAGUGAAGUAAACAUUCUCAUUUAUACUCUUUGAAAAAACAAAUUACCCGGAUACUAUGUUCUGCUGUUGAUAUUGCCUAUCAUGUACUGAUUUCCAUCACAACGUAAAACAAUUUUGGCACAUUUUUCAUCUCGUUUUGUCUGAUCCUCAAAUCAAUGUAACUAAAAGUAUGAUCCUUUAAAUGGCAUCUGUUUAUAAAAGUAUAGCAUUAUCAUAUCACUAACAGAUUUGGAAAGCUGUUUGGAUAUAUUUAUUGCUAAUUACAGUGGGAACAUGUGGGAGAGAAGUUGACCUCAGCAGCUUCGGGGUAGGCGGGGUCAAAAAGGGCAAGGUGAUGGUUAUGGAGUCUGAAUUGAAGCCCCGCCCCUUUCCCUACACCUCCUGCAGAUGGCUUUCUCUUUUUCACCCGCAUUUCAAUCUUGGUAUGGAGUGUGUUUGGCAUGAAGAGUGCUAUAAUUUUAUUGUAUAGCUUUUGAUUGAUGGGAAAAAAAUGUGAAUUAAUCUUGCCAGAUUUUUAUUUUUCUGACUGUAUACUUUCAAGGUGAGAAAUGCAACCCCUCCCCAAAAAAUAAUUUGUUGCUGUGUAUUCCAACUGCUUGAUUGUCAGUAGUUAUAAAUGAGCCCCUCUGUGCUUGUUUAACAGAAUAAAAAAGAUACGUUUACUAUG
This is a messenger RNA of Pantherophis guttatus, 5087 nucleotides long. RefSeq names its product guanine deaminase (gene GDA). The record is from RefSeq and is a predicted model, not a curated record. Gene Ontology annotation, biological process: guanine catabolic process. Gene Ontology annotation, molecular function: zinc ion binding; guanine deaminase activity. Lineage: Eukaryota; Metazoa; Chordata; Lepidosauria; Squamata; Colubridae. Gene Ontology annotation, cellular component: cytosol.